This is a messenger RNA of Amblyraja radiata (thorny skate), 2906 nucleotides long. RefSeq names its product leiomodin-1. Gene Ontology annotation, molecular function: tropomyosin binding; actin binding. Lineage: Eukaryota; Metazoa; Chordata; Chondrichthyes; Rajiformes; Rajidae. Gene Ontology annotation, biological process: muscle contraction; pointed-end actin filament capping; myofibril assembly. The record is from RefSeq and is a predicted model, not a curated record. The transcript is spliced from 3 exons. The coding region runs from base 425 to 2146 and encodes 573 amino acids. Gene Ontology annotation, cellular component: cytoskeleton; striated muscle thin filament; myofibril.
CUUCAAGACGGCACUUGGAGCAAACUCACUGGUGCAAACGCACAUCAAUUAUUCGUUGCAUGUCGUGUUCGGUUGCUAAAUCAUAUAAGGAUUCACUACAGUCUUGCUUGGCACACCAUCAUCACCUGCUGGCUGGGAGCAAUUUAGAGGAAGACAGACACAACAAGCUGGGGGGGUAAACCAGCAUCUGCAGUUCCCCCCCUACACAGUUAAAAGGAGCUAGUUUUAUUUAUUCCAACUAUCGAAGAUUAUCAAAUCAUUCUUGCAAACGCAAGAGACUAUCUCCAACCUUUCCACGGAUGUAGCCGGAUUUCAUCGCUACGAUAAAGCAGUCGUUCACUGCGUGUUUCUGGACUGUACAGCUGCAGUUUGGGCUUCUUUUAAAAACACUUUGCACCACCACAACACAGAACUAACAAACAAAAUGUCACGGUUUAGAAAGCAAGAUUACAAAAGGCAGGUGAGCGAGGAUCCAGAUAUUGAUAAUCUGUUGGCAGAUCUUUCUCCAGAGGAAAUGCAAGAGCUGCAGGUAGAAUUGGAGGUGAUGGAUCCUAAUUCCAGUGUCGCUAUCGGACUGAGGCAGAGGAAUCAGACGGACAAGCAGUCCACGGGAACGUAUGACCGAGAGGCAAUGCUUACCUACUGUGAGAAAUCCACCAAGAAACUGAUAGAGAGAGAGCAGUCUAUUGACGAAGGGAAAAGCCCCGAUGAUUCAUGCCAACAAGCCAAAGCAGAACAACCUGAAACUAAAGCAGUAAAAAAACUGGGCAAUGGUAGCACGAAACAAGGCGAGGAAAUGGCUAACACACGGGGAGAGAUCGAGAGGAAAGACAAGGAAAGUGGAAAGUCUGAAAGUACAAGUCACAUAGUUAAAAAUACCAAGGAGAGAGAAACUGGUGACAAGGCAAAGAGCAAAGAAGCAAAGAACGAGGAGCAGAAAAGAGAGGCGAUAGGAAUAGGCAAUGAAGAGAAUAGGACGAGCAAAGAGAUCAAAGAUAAAGGAGGAAAGCUCACCAAAGUGAGUGAAAAACCGAAGGAAAUUGCCAAUGAGGGAAAGAACAGCAACAUUAAAAGCGAGACCAAAGACUGUAAGGAGAAUGAAGUUUGCCCGAGUAAUCCAGUGACCAACUGUUCCACAGAUUUGACCAGAACAGGGAACCAGGAGGAGAAAAAAACAGCUAAAGUGCCCGAAGCACCGGCUACGGCUCCAACCAUCUACGAUGACUCGAUAGAGAAAGUUAAGAACAAUGAUCCUGCGGUAACCGAAGUAAACUUAAAUAAUGCAGAGAGAAUGAACAAUGAGAUCCUAAUACGAUUUGCUGAUGCUCUGAAAGAAAACACUGUGGUGAAAACCUUUAGCUUUGCCAACACUCACGCGGAUGAUCAUGUUGCAUUUGGCGUCGCUGGUGUGUUGAGGGUAAAUAAAAGUAUAGCCAACCUGAAUCUGGAAUCGAACUACAUCACCGGCAAAGGUGUCCUCGCCAUAAUGAGAGCUCUGCAGCAAAAUAACGUCCUGACAGAGUUCCGGUUCCACAACCAGCGACACAUCUUUGGGGGACGGGUCGAGAUGGAUAUCGCCAAACUCCUGAAGGAAAAUACCACACUCCUUAAGAUGGGCUACCACUUUGAGCUGGCAGGACCACGAAUGACUGUCACAAACCUACUGAGUCGAAACAUGGAUAAACAGAGGCAGAGACGCUUGCAAGAGCAAAGGCAGGGGCAAACGGGGGACAAGAAGCAAGGUCUGGAAGUCCCAAAGGCAAUCGGCGUGCAGAAAUCGCCAAAACCCUCUCCACAAUCUUCUCCAAAAAGUUCACCCUGGUCAUCCCCGAAACCAAGUCCAAAGAAGGCGGCAGCUCACACAGCUCCCCCUCCACCCCCACCGCCCCCACCGCCUCCUCCCCCGGGACUGCCCGACAACGCUAACACGGUGACACAGAACCACACGUUAUCAAACAAGAGGACUGUGGCAGGAAAUGGCCAGGGCACCAAGCUCAGAAAUUCCCUGACGCCCGUCUCGGAAAGAAAGUUGGAAAAUAGACCACCUGCUCGAGAGAGGAAUUCACGAGACCAGCUUCUGGCUUCAAUCCGACAGAGCGACUUGAAAAGCUUAAAGAAGGUUGAACUUCCAAAGUUGCUGCAGUAAGAAGAGGUACCAUUGCCUGAAGAUGAAGUUGCCCCAUUAAACCUUCCAAGACUCAGAAUUCUUGAAUAACUGAUGUUUCAACAUUAAUGUAAUUCUGAUGAUUUGAAGGACUUUUGCCGAUGUGUUACAGUUUGCCAUCUUGUGACAAAUGCUUUCUCAGAACACCUUUAAGCAAAUAUUGCUCAAUCUCUUAUUUCCAACAUCCUACAAAUUUUGAUUACUGUACAUUUCUGGCAAUUCUUGUUUUCUAUUGGACUAGAUUCUUUGAUAUCAGCUUAUUUUUAACGAUUAGAUAGAUCAAUAAAUCCUCAUCUCUGUUCUUUACAGUAUAUGUAUUUUACCACUGCUUUGAAUUCAUAUUUCUUGUAAAAUGCUUACCUUGACUUCAUUUAUAAGCAGAUAUCCUUUUUGUGAUUCCGUUUCAUCACAAUAAUUGUAAGUGAGGGUUUUAAACUCCCUCCUUGCAUAGAAUAAGGAAUUACUGAGCAUUUUACUCACUUCCUUCCCCCAGGUCUAUCAUGCAUCUUGAGCAAAACACAAAGUGCUGGAGGAACUCAGCUGGUCAGGCAGCAGCAGUGGAGGGUAUGGACAGGCGAUAUUUCGUGCCCUCAGUCUUUUUUGGAGUAGGGAAGUUGGAAAAGAGGUGUGGAGGCAGGACAAAGCCUGGCAAGUGAUAGGUGGAAACAAAGAACUGCAGAUGCUGGUUUAUACCAAAGAUAGACGCAAAGUGCUGGAAUAACUCAGUGGGUCAGGCAGCAUC